GCUAUGCAACAUAAUUAUUUAAGACAUGGCUACCACGAAUUAACCGUUAUCGCUAAUGGAUAAAUACCUUGAAAAUUUAACCUGCUGAACUGGUGGCUAAACCGCAGAAAAUGGUGAAAGGAAACGUUGCUCGCAAGACAGACAGAAAUAAUACAAAAAAGAAGAGAGAAAGCAAUGCUGGCCUUGCAGCAGCCAGCUCAGCUAUUUGGGGUAUUAGGUUAAACAAUGCAGAGAAAAUCAAGUUACACUACAGGGAAUAUGCCUUUAAGUUGCUCAUGGAAAAUGAAUCCCUGCAAAGUCAGAUCUGCCAGGUUGAAUGGGACACCAUCGAAGUGCUGAAUUAUCUGAAAACCCAAGAUGGCAAAAAAGAGGAAUCUAUUGACCGAUUACAAACAGAAGUCCGUGAACUCCAAAAGAAGCACGAGAAAGAAAUUUCUAUAUUGACUGUUGACUUCCAGGAACAGUUAAGCAAUCUUGAAGAUAAACUAGAAGCAAAAAGACAAGAAGCGGAUAGUUAUCACAAUGACCUCAAACAAGUCCGGCAAAUUUCUGCAGAGAAUAAAGAAAUGCAGAAGGAAAUAGAAGAGUUGAAAGAAGCUUUAAGAGUCGCAGAUGAACAACACCAGAAAACGCUUGAACAGAUUGAAAGAAAAUUCUUCGAAGAUAAGUUUAGAUUUGAAGAAGAAACGAAUAAGAAAACUUUUAAACUAAAACGUGAAGCCCGACAAGAUGCUAUCAAGAAUCUGAACGAUAUUACAAAGCAAAUUUAUCAAGAGAAUGCCAGACUUUCCGAAGCCCUGUUGACACAUAUAAAGGAUAUUGAAAGCCUUAGACAGUCUAACAACAAAUUUGUCAAAAAAUAUGAGUUUGUAAAGCAGGAACUGAAAGAACAAAAGUUUCUAUUACAUAAGAAAGUUAAAGAAGUGAAGAACUACAAAACUGAGAAUGUAGAGUUGCUGCAAAGAAUUGAAGACCUGGAGAAAUCAGAGAGUGACCUGGUUAAAGAAUUUGAGACAAAGAAAAAUGACUUGGUUGUAGAAUGUCGUAAGGAAACAGAGUGUAACAAACAAGAGAUAACUCAAUUACAGCAAGUGAUAGAAACAAAAUCUAAGGAAUUGUCUCACAUAAAACGGUUGGCACGAAGUGUCUUGGAACAAAGGAAUGACCUGGAGACUUUCUUUGCUGAAUCUUUGGAUUAUGUAAGAAAGAAAAUUGCCGCUCACCGGAAACUCUAUAUACAGCAAGCAAAGCAGGCCUACCAACACAAAUUGCUGGAAGCAAACAAUGGUAAAACAGAACACCCCAAAGUCCGGACGUUUACUAAACCAGGAACGAGUACAAACAAUGUCUACAAUGAUUUUGAUGCAGCAAAAUUGCUGAACAUUGCAGAUGUACAAAUAGAUGUAAAAGACCUCACAUGGGAACAAAAAGAGAGCGUUCUUUGUUAUUUAUUUUCCAGAAUGAAUAGAAAUGACAAAGAAUCAUCAAAUGCCAACAACUUGCUUCCAAAAGUGGAACCAAAGAAGCUUUUAUCAAUUGAAAAUCCAAAGAAAAGUUUUACUCGAACAUUUCUGACACAAGCACCAUUUCAUCGUUGCCUGGAGAAAAAGUUGAUUACAACAAUUCAAAUGGCUUGAAAAAUGAAGGAAAGUGUCUCAGAAUGUAUUUUCGUGUGGGAAUUCAUUGCUAGUUUUAGCUGUGUAUGUGUGUAUACAUCUGAGGAAGUGGAAUUGUACUGACCAAGGCAACAUCUGUCACUUUUCAUUAAGAUUGCCAAUAAGAGCAAUCUUUGGUUUUUUAGGUAUGUAUAACUGCAGAGCUGAUGAAGCCAAACCAAUCUGAGAAAAUGCAAAAAUAGACUUGAAUAUUGUGAUUAAGUGAGAUAAAUGUGUAAAGGCCAAUAAAUCAUUUAUUGAGUGUCAUUAAAACA
Molecule: messenger RNA, 1930 nt
Organism: Octopus bimaculoides (California two-spot octopus)
Lineage: Eukaryota; Metazoa; Mollusca; Cephalopoda; Octopoda; Octopodidae
Product: basal body-orientation factor 1
Source: RefSeq, a predicted model, not a curated record